CAUUAUCAAUAAACGCGAAAUUAUCGCGUGUCGUUGAUAACAGUUGGCGUUACGUCACUGUAAAUAGCCCCCACGUCGCGGCAAACCCCACUACGGCCCCUCGGGUCAUUGACGUCGAACCUGUCAAAGUGACGUUUCGUAAUGUCAGUCCAAAUUGUCAAACUUUAACUUAAAUUCGAAAAAUAUGGGUAACGUCGACACGAAAUUGAAUUUCCGCAAAGCGGUGGUGCAACUGACGUCCAAAUCAGAGCCCAUUGAUGCGAAUGACGACUCGUUUUGGGAGCAAUUCUGGUCCGAGAACGUUACAAACGUCCAAGACAUAUUCACUCUAGUGCCUGCGGCCGAAAUCCGGGCGCUCCGCGAAGACGCGCCGUCGAAUCUCGCCACCUUAUGCUACAAAGCGGUGGAGAAGUUAGUCAAGGCUGUUGAUAGUAGUUGUAGGACGCAGCACGAGCAACAAACCGUAUUGAAUUGUGCGCGCUUGCUGACGCGGAUCUUGCCGUAUAUUUUUGAGGACCCCGAGUGGCGGGGAUUUUUCUGGUCGUCGCUGCCCAGCCAAGGGGAGGACGAGGAUGAGUCGGUGCCGUUGGCACAGUCGUUGCUAAACGCCGUUUGUGACUUGCUAUUCUGCCCGGAUUUUACGGUGGUAGCGAGCCGAAAAAGUGGCCCUGAUAAAGCCGAGGAAUUGUCGGCGAUUGAUAGCUGCGAGUACAUAUGGGAGGCCGGGGUCGGGUUUGCGCACUCGCCCCCACGCAGCCCCGUGCUUGACUCCAACCGAACUGAGCUACUUAAACUACUGUUGACUUGCUUUAGCGAGACUAUGUAUCAGCCCCCGACCGACAUUUCGCAAAAUCCCAACAAAUGGAUAGCUCAUUUGACUUCGUCUGAAAACCGGCAUGCUCUACCCAUGUUUACCUCGCUUUUGAAUACAGUCUGUGCUUAUGACCCCGUGGGCUUGGGGGUGCCUUACAACCACCUACUUUUCAAUGAUUCGCUUGAGCCAUUGGUUGAAGCCGCUUUGCAGAUUUUGAUUGUGACGCUGGAUCACGAUACGAGUUCGUCAAGUCCGGCAGAGGGCGAAGAUAGUACGGUCCCCGAUAAUCUCUUUAUUAAUUACCUCUCGCGGAUACACCGCGACGAAGACUUCGAAUUUAUUCUUACCGGUGUUACAAGAUUGUUGAAUAACCCUUUAGUACAGACGUACUUGCCGAAUUCGACCAAGAAAGUGCACUUUCAUCAGGAGUUGUUGGUGUUUUUUUGGAAAAUGUGCGAUUAUAACAAGAAGUUUUUGUAUUUUGUGUUGAAAAGUAGCGACGUUUUGGAAGUACUGGUGCCUAUUCUCUAUCAUCUCAACGAUUCGAGAGCCGAUCAGUCUAGGGUAGGCCUGAUGCACAUAGGAGUAUUUAUUUUGCUUUUAUUGAGCGGAGAGCGAAAUUUCGGCGUUCGCCUCAACAAACCUUACACCGCAACAAUUCCAAUGGACAUUCCCGUCUUUACCGGCACACAUGCCGACCUUCUCAUCAUAGUUUUUCACAAAAUAAUAACCACCGGCCACCAAAGACUUCAACCACUAUUCGAUUGCCUUCUCACAAUUCUAGUCAAUGUAUCUCCAUACUUGAAAACCCUCUCAAUGGUCGCAAGCACGAAGCUUUUGCACCUUUUAGAAGCUUUCAGUACACCUUGGUUCCUCUUUUCCUCCUCGACCAAUCACCACCUAGUCUUUUUCCUUCUGGAAAUCUUCAACAACAUAAUCCAGUACCAAUUCGACGGUAACUCGAACCUGGUGUAUACCAUAAUCCGGAAACGCCAAGUGUUCCACAAUCUGGCAAACCUGCCAAGUGAUUAUGGCACCAUUGCAAAAUCGCUAAACAAACGAACGCGAAGUCGCAUGUCGUCGACGACGAGUCACGAAAACGUGGCCGAGUUGGCCAUGGAAGGGUCGCAUCCGGCACUUCCGGCAGAACCCGGAACGUUGAAAGCCACACUUCCGGACACGCCCGGAAUCGGCCAAAUGACCGAAAAGGAACCGGCACACCCCUCGUACCAAAACGAACAAUUGUUGACCAAUGGCAUGGCGUCGAUUACUAUGAACACGCCCACGGCGAGCACGCCCGAAGAACCGACCAAUGAUAACAGUGAGCAGAAGUUGAGUCGCAGUCCGUCGCGCCAAUCCGUGGCCACGAGAAACAGUUUGCGGGUCUCCGCCUCCGGGGAUAAGAACCCCGCCCAUUGGACGCCCACCGGCGAAUGGGUGCACUCGUGGAAGUCCAAACUGCCCCUCCAGACCAUCAUGCGGCUAUUGCAGGUCUUGGUGCCGCAAGUUGAGAAAAUUUGCAUCGAUAAAGGCCUAACUGACGAAAGCGAAAUUUUGAAAUUCCUGCAACAUGGAACUUUGGUGGGGCUGUUACCGGUGCCGCACCCUAUUCUCAUACGAAAGUAUCAGGCGAAUUCGGGGACGACCACCUGGUUUAGGACGUACAUGUGGGGCGUGAUUUAUUUGAGGAAUGUCGAUCCGCCGGUUUGGUACGACACCGACGUAAAACUAUUUGAGAUUCAGCGAAUCUAAACGUAAUCAAAAUAUUACCUAAUUUAUUUUUUUAUUUAUUUAGAUCGAUUUUUCCAUAUUUAUGUAAAUGUGCAUUUAAUAUUAAGACUGUUUACAAAUGGCUUUUAAAUGUACUUUUAAUGUAGUUACCGUUGUUUAUCUUGUGAUCAGUUCAAUUUUUAAGUGGUUGGUAUCACCUGGGCAAGGCUGGGAAAUAUACGUUGGAAAUAACUUUAUAUGUCGCAGUUUUGACCGACUUUACACCAAGAUCACUUAUUUUAAUCCUUUACUGUUGAAGCUUUUGUAACAAGAAAAAAAAUUGAAGCUAUUUGUGUUUCGUUUUUGUAGAAAUUUAUUUUCAAAUGUAUACGUUUGUUACAGUGUAUAACGGAUUAAAUAAAUAAAUGACUAUAUUCAAA
Molecule: messenger RNA, 2964 nt
Organism: Tribolium castaneum (red flour beetle)
Lineage: Eukaryota; Metazoa; Arthropoda; Insecta; Coleoptera; Tenebrionidae
Exons: 11
Coding region: 185-2566 (793 amino acids)
Cellular component (GO): Golgi medial cisterna; Golgi trans cisterna; membrane
Source: RefSeq, a predicted model, not a curated record